This is a messenger RNA of Pseudomassariella vexata, 802 nucleotides long. RefSeq names its product pyridoxal phosphate-dependent transferase. Gene Ontology annotation, biological process: biosynthetic process. Bases 1 to 582 code for a protein of 193 amino acids. Gene Ontology annotation, molecular function: pyridoxal phosphate binding. The transcript has a single exon. The record is from RefSeq and is a predicted model, not a curated record. Lineage: Eukaryota; Fungi; Ascomycota; Sordariomycetes; Amphisphaeriales; Pseudomassariaceae.
AUGGCUUUGCCAAUAGGUCUUGACAAGUGGAUCAGGGCCCAGGAACCAAGGCUACCAAAGAUGAGAGAUGCGCCCGUCUUCUACCGCAACCUUGAAGAGACGCUAGACGCGCGACGAGCAGAAAACAACCUUAUCACGCUGAGAACUCGCAAGGAUAGUUAUGACUUCUUUUCCAACGACUUCCUUUCCUUGGAAGCAUCAGGCAUGCUGCGGGAAGCCUUUUUCGAAGAGCUAGCGCUGUACCCUGGAUUCAAACUGGGCAGUACGGGUUCGCGUCUGCUCGAUGGUAACAACGAUUACAUUGAAACCAUUGAGCAUGAGAUCGCCAAAGGGGAACGUUGCGUUAUUAUCUCCGUCGAGACAGUGUACAGUAUGGAUGGAGACAUUUGUUCACUGAAGGAAAUGGUCGAAAUUGCAAAGAGCUUCUUCCCCCGCGGCAAUGCCCAGUUCAUCGUUGAUGAAGCCCAUAGCACUGGUGUUAUCGGCGAAAAAGGCCGCGGGCUUGUUAGCCACCUCGGGCUCGAGAAUGAGAUUGCCAUUCGACUACACACUUUCUCCAAAGCACUCGUGUUCAGGAGGUAACGUAGUCCACGGUCCAAUUGCACACUUCGGCAGAUUUUCGUACGCUACCACUUUGACCUGCGGUUUUUCACCACAUAACUAUGGUUGGUUCUUGGAAUGAAAGUGAUAUGAUUCUAGCAUUACAUGCGCUUCAAUCUGAUCCAAAAUUAAGUGUACGUCGCGCUGGUCAGAUCUAUAACGUACCUUUUAGAACCCUUGCGUAUCGACGCGACGGUAAAAC